Molecule: messenger RNA, 4931 nt
Organism: Ylistrum balloti
Lineage: Eukaryota; Metazoa; Mollusca; Bivalvia; Pectinida; Pectinidae
Product: RNA helicase aquarius-like
Exons: 39
Coding region: 73-4254 (1393 amino acids)
Biological process (GO): mRNA splicing, via spliceosome
Cellular component (GO): catalytic step 2 spliceosome
Molecular function (GO): helicase activity; mRNA binding
Source: RefSeq, a predicted model, not a curated record
GUUCGUUUCAAAACGAUUUUGUUUUGCCAUGUGCAUCUUUAUUCCCAAUAGGAAUAGAGCACACAUUCUGUCAUGAGUACUGCACAGGUUCCAUCAAAGGGUCCCACUAAAGGACCUAAAAAGGGAUCUUUGACAGUAGAGGAAAUACAGGUGGACAACAUCACUCAGUUGGCCCGACAACAUUGGUCCCAGGAAGCAUUGAAGAAUGGUGUAAACUUCAACCCUCAGAUAGUGGCAGAUAUCUACAGAGAGGAACUUCAAGGAACAGGGUUUUCUGUAAGAAGAACAAUGAUGCUAGAAUUCAGUCAAUACCUUGAAAACUACUUGUGGCCAAACUACAGUCCUGACAAGUCCAACAAUGCACAUAUCACAUCUACAGCUCUUAUGGUGAAUGAGAAAUUCAGAGAGAGAGUUCCGCCAUGGGAGUGUUUCAGAGCCAAACCAGAAAACUUUGAGGAGUUUUUUCAUCAAGUAUUGAAUGUGUGCCUGGCUGAACACACAUCCCUACUGGAACAUACACACUUACUCAUGUUCCUAAUUCACUGCUUCAACAGUCUGGAAAUGGACCUGAUUCGAGAACAAGUCCAGAAGUUGGUGUCUCUACCAAUAUGGGUUAACCUUCUACCAGGAAGAAGAGAAGAACUGUUCAAAACAAAUGCUAAAUACAAGAAAUUUUACAACCUCAUACAGAAAAAUGAUGCUAAAGUUGGUGCAGAAAAGUUAAAAAGACUACAGUUUGAGCGGAACUUCAUGUCUAAUUUGAUGAAAAAGUUCUUUAAUAUCUUGGACUCAAUAACAGAAUCAGGAAAGUUAGCCCAUACUAAAGUACAGUAUUGUGAACGCUUUAUGGAACUUAUGAUUGACAUUGAGAGCCAACUACCCACACGACGAUUCUUCAAUGCCCUAAUGGACGAUGUCCACCUAGUAGUCAGGUGCCAGAUGUCCAUGUUGGUCAAAAGAAAGGAAGGAAAACUGUUUGGUGAGCUCCUUGAGAUGCUGCAACGGUAUGCUGAGUUUGAGAUUGAUGACCAGACAGGAGAAGCUCUAACAAUCCAUGACAGAAUAGACCUCCAUUACAAUAGGGUGCUAGCUCUACAGAAAGUUGCCUUUCGAUACUUCUCAGAUGACCUGCGAAGUUUUGCCAUUUCCAAUGUUGCAAGUGUAGACAGCAGAGAAUCCUUGUUGAAAUUCUUCAAAUGUUUAAGCAAAUCAGACCUACACAGAGUCCUGGCCUACAUACACCAGCUACCGAUGAUUAAAGAGGAAGAAGAGUCGACACAGAAAGAGGAUUACAUGAUGGAGCUGUUGGUCACUCGUCAUGAGAAGAGAAGAUCCCAGCUUGAACAGAUCAAUGAAAUGCCACUGUAUCCUACAGAAGACAUUAUUUGGGACGAGAACAUCGUACCAACAGACUUUUACUCUGGGGACAGUUGUCUUGCUCUGCCAAAGCUCAAUCUGCAGUUUCUGACAUUACAUGAUUAUUUGCUCAAGAAUUUUCAUCUGUUCAGAUUGGAAUCUACAUAUGAAAUUCGACAAGACAUUGAAGAUGCUGUGUCUCACUUAAAGCCAUGGAAGGCAGAGGAUGGCAGCUGUCUGUUUGGUGGAUGGGCACGAAUGGCACAGCCAAUAUCAGGCUUUAAUGUUGUGGAGGUGGCAAAGCCUCUAAUUGGAGAGAAUCAUCCAGCCCAGGUACGAGCAGAUGUCACCGUCAGUCUCAGUGUGAGGGAACAUGUUAAGAACGAGUGGGAAGGGCUGAGGAAACAUGAUGUGGCAUUCCUUAUCACACUGCGACCUACUCUAGCUAUCCAGCAAAAAUACAACCAUGAAAUGCCCUUCAUUCCACAAGUUGGACUUGUGUAUGUCAGAGGCUGUGAAAUUGAGGGCAUGCUGGAUGCAGAGGGCAAGGUCAUUGAAGAAGGACCAGAGCCUCGUCCAGAUAUACCAGGUGACAUGAGGACAUUCAGAGUCUUCCUUGAUCCUAAUCAGUAUCAACAGGACAUGGCCCGUGCUGUGGAUGGAGAUGAGGAUGUGUAUGAAACAUUUAAUGUGAUAAUGCGAAGGAAACCCAAGGAGAACAACUUUAAAGCCGUCUUGGAGACAAUGCGUGAUUUGAUGAACACAUCCUGUGUUGUUCCAGACUGGCUUCACGACCUUAUUCUCGGCUAUGGUGAACCGAAUGCAGCACAUUAUUCACAAAUGCCAAAUAAGAUUACCUCCCUUGAUUGGAAUGACACAUUCUUAAACAUAGACCACCUGAGGGCCAGUUUUCCUGACCACAGCGUAGGAGUCUGCACAGAUGAUGUCAACAAACAUGUACCACCAUUUAGGUUAAAGUUCCCGCAGGAAGAGGAGACAGGGAAGAGGAAAGCUGAUACAGAAGAUGCAAAAGUGAUGAAAAAGAUUAUAGUGGAACCACACACCAUCCCAAACAGAGGACCUUACCCCUACAAUCAACCUAAAAAGAACCAAAUUUUGUUCACACCAACCCAGAUUGAGGCUGUGCGAGCAGGGAUGCAGCCCGGCUUGACAAUGGUUGUAGGACCCCCUGGGACUGGUAAAACUGAUGUUGCUGUACAGAUCAUCUCCUGUCUCUAUCACAACUUCCCCGACCAGCGUACAAUCAUUGUCACUCAUUCCAAUCAGGCUUUGAACCAGCUGUUUGAGAAAAUCAUGGCCCUUGAUAUAGAUGAACGCCAUCUGUUACGUCUUGGUCAUGGAGAGGAGGCCUUAGAAACUGAGAAAGAUUUCAGUCGGUAUGGCCGAGUGAACUAUGUGUUAGCACAACGCCUAGAGCUGCUGCAGGAAGUAGGGCGGUUACAGGACAGUCUGGGCGUACCUGGUGACCUUUCCUACACAUGUGAAACAGCUUCCUAUUUCUUCCUUUACCAGGUUUUAGCAAGGUGGGAGGAAUUUCUCAGCAAGCUUCGUCAAAUUAAGGAUAAGGAGCCAGAAAACAUCAAAGAUUUGUUCCCGUUUACGGUAUUCUUCAGCAACGCCCCACAACCACUUUUCAAGGGGCGCUUCUAUGAACAAGAUUUAGACAUAGCAGAAGGCUGUUUCAGGCAUAUAAAGAAGAUCUUCACACAGAUUGAGGAGUUCCGAGCAUUUGAGUUACUACGCAGUGGUGCUGACAGGGCAAAUUACUUGUUAAUUAAGGAAGCCAAAAUCAUCGCCAUGACCUGUACACAUGCUGCACUUAAACGUCGUGAUCUUGUAGCAGCUGGUUUCAAGUUUGACAAUAUUUUGAUGGAGGAGUCAGCCCAGAUUCUUGAGAUUGAAACAUUUAUUCCCCUCCUACUACAGAACCCAGAGGACAACAUUAACCGUCUGAAGCGCUGGAUCAUGAUUGGAGAUCAUCAUCAGCUGCCACCAGUCAUCAAAAACAUGGCCUUCCAGAAAUUCUCAAACAUGGAGCAAUCACUCUUCACACGCCUUGUCAGACUGGGGGUGCCCACAGUCGACCUUGAUGCUCAGGGUAGAGCUAGGUCAAGCAUUUCAAGUCUGUAUAACUGGAGGUACCGUAAACUAGGGAACCUACCACAUGUCUUGGUGAACCCAGAAUACCGACUAGCAAAUGCAGGAUUUGUACAUGACUUCCAGCUCAUUGACGUCCAGGACUUCAAUGGUGUAGGGGAGACACAACCCAACCCAUACUUCUUUCAGAAUCUGGCUGAGGCAGAGUAUGCUGUGGCACUAUUUAUGUACAUGAGGAUGCAGGGCUAUCCCGCUGAUAAGAUUGCCAUCCUUACUACGUACAAUGGACAGAAACAUUUGAUACGUGAUGUUAUCUACCAGCGGUGCGGAAAGAAUCCCUUUAUUGGACAGCCACACAAGGUGACCACUGUGGACAGAUACCAGGGCCAGCAAAAUGAUUACAUUAUCCUGUCACUGGUCAGGACCAAGACUGUUGGUCACUUACGAGAUGUGAGACGUCUGGUGGUGGCUAUGUCUCGAGCUAGGUUGGGCCUGUAUGUGUUCGGCCGAGUCAGUCUAUUCAGUAACUGUUUUGAAUUGACUCCAGCCUUCAAUAAGCUAAUGUCACGUCCUCAGAAGUUACAGAUCGUUCCUCAAGAGAUGUAUCCCACCCAGCGUAACAUCACAGAGCCACCAGAGGGCAAUGUAAUGGUGAUGGAAGACAUGUCUCACAUGGCACAGUUUGUGUUUGACCUCUACAACUCCAGGGUCACCAUGAUGAUGAGUCAGCGUGGCAUGUCAGAGGCUCAAUCAUUACAGAAACCUCCAAAGAAAAGCUGAUGUUCCAGAUAGGAGAGUGUCAAAUAGGAACAAUAAAGCCAAAAGUGUCUGCAUCAACAUUCCCAAAUGUUGACAGUGUAAACAACAAAACAUAUCAGAGGCAUAUAUCUAGAUCAUUAUUGUAUUUUCUGGUAUGUCUGUGAGACCACAGCUCAGCAGACAAUUUUUAGCAUCAUUGCUUUAUAUUUUGUUUGUGACUAGCUGGAACAGUUCUGCUAUAAAUACAGGCUUCUACUGAAUACUAGAUUGAUGUUGAUGGGAAAAGAACUUGGCAAUCUGGAAACUUCACUGCUAGAGAUUGCUGUUGAUUACAGGGAAUUGUUAAGUACUAGAAAGUCUGUGUAUGUGAGAAAAGGAACAGAAUAAAAGGGAUUAGGUAUCAAAUUAGAGUUACAUAUGAAGUUAAGUAAAGAGGACAGGACAAAGUAAGGAUGUGUAUAAGGUGUGUGAAUGUUAGAGGCUAUUGCCCACAUCAGUAGAAUGAAACUUGAAGUGUGUUUAAGCUGUGACAAUGUUAGAGCGUAUUUUACACAUCAGUAGACGAGGAAAGUGAUGUGGGUCAGGAUAUAAUUUCAUUGAGUGAAAUUCAUCUCGCCUUCAUCAAGGUGACAUCCUGUACUAGGGGAUUCAUUCAUAACAAUUAUCAUAUUCAUCAUCACUUAUCACAGAAUAAAAAG